Messenger RNA from Aspergillus uvarum CBS 121591, 1197 nucleotides. RefSeq lists its product as uncharacterized. The record is from RefSeq and is a predicted model, not a curated record. Lineage: Eukaryota; Fungi; Ascomycota; Eurotiomycetes; Eurotiales; Aspergillaceae. The transcript has 6 exons. Bases 1 to 897 code for a protein of 298 amino acids.
AUGGGCCUGUCCGGCCCUCAACACGAUCCAGAGGAUUGGCCUCUUCCACUUUCUCGGCGAGAAAGUACACUGUCCUCAUCAACUCAAUCGUCCGGCCAGAUCAGUCCAGGCACCUCGCCUUUCACUUCGCACCCCCUCAGCAGAACGGCUUCCUCUGUAGGCUCGCGAUCGAGAGAAGCCUCGUGCUACUCGCUACACGAGGAAGUCAUCCACAUCCCGCUCAACAACCAUGUCACCAUCACUUUCGUGCGAAGUAACAAACUGUUCAAGCUCCGUUAUACCUACAUCGACGUACGCAAGGAUACUACUGGCAGCCUCAGGUGCCUGGAGCUCGGAGGUGGCCCUGGCCAGCAAACCCCAUUAAUUCAUACCUUUAACGAGUCGAAAAUCCCUGUCCCACACUUAGAACAUCCUAAACGUCCCAACGAACCCUCGCUACGGAUCUCUUUCAUGGAAGAGCAGACCGUACAAUCCGUACAGACCGUGUUUACGACCCAAUUAUCAUACCAAUUUGAAGAAGAAAGAGACUGUGUUCAGUUUCAGGAGAUCAUUCUAGCAUCCAAAUUAGUCUUUCUUGCCGGAAUUGCAGAAGCCAAGUCGAAAGGCCGUGGAGAGGAGUGCAUCAGCCAAAAUCUACGUAUCCUCCGCGGACCCAAUGGCAAGCAAGUCAUGCUAUUUUUCGCCAAUUCUCAGCGGAAAGACUUGAAGCGCUACGUGAAAGUACCAGUGAAUUGUAUUGAAAGUUGUAAUCCCGGCAAGAAGCCAGGGCGGCCUGUAGUAAUACAGCUCCAACCUAAUUUUGAUAUCCUAACUCAAAUGAAGACGCUACAGAUCCAGUUCCUGGACGAUACAGAUCGAAUAGCGUUCUGCCAGUUUCUGAGCGACCACAUCAAGUGAGAUGAGAAGGAGAGAGGGGACUACAGCAUUACGAUUGCAUAAUUCAAGGAGAAGGGGGGAAGGGGGAGGAUUGAAUUGCCUCGGGCGAUGGUGGCCACCACGUGUGUCCCACUGUAUAAAGUCGCUGCUAGGCUCAUUAUGUGGGUCGAAGGAUCUUUGUUUCGUAUCCAGGUCGCACUAGUCUUCUGGUCUUUCAUUUUGUUCAUUUGCCACGACAUUCCAUGUAUCAUUUUUAUACCCGUGUCGGCAGUCGUUAGACAAAGCGCUCUUUUUUAUUUUUAUUUUCUUUUCUGCCUUUCC